AUGAAGCUGUCUGGUGUCCUCUCUGCUCUUGCUCUUACCUCCGCCGUCUCGGCCACCACUGUCUCCUACGACACUGGCUACGAUGACAAGUCUCGCCCCAUGACCGCUGUCUCUUGCUCUGAUGGCAAGAACGGUCUCAUCACCAAGUAUGGCUGGAAGACUCAGGGCAACGUCCCUACCAAGUACGUCGGUGGUGUCAACAUCAUCGAGGGCUGGAACUCUGCCAACUGUGGUGGCUGCUACCGCCUCGAGUACAAGGGCAAGAAGAUCAACGUCCUCGCUAUCGACCACGCUGCCUCUGGCUUCAACAUUGGCCUUGAUGCCAUGAACGCCCUCACAAAUGGCCAGGCUGUCAAGCUCGGCCGCAUCAACGCCCAGGUUUACCACGCCAAGCCUUCUGACUGCGGUCUCAAGAACUAA
Molecule: messenger RNA, 420 nt
Organism: Fusarium mangiferae
Lineage: Eukaryota; Fungi; Ascomycota; Sordariomycetes; Hypocreales; Nectriaceae
Product: putative SnodProt1 PRECURSOR
Exons: 2
Coding region: 1-420 (139 amino acids)
Source: RefSeq, a predicted model, not a curated record